Molecule: messenger RNA, 3059 nt
Organism: Anolis carolinensis (green anole)
Lineage: Eukaryota; Metazoa; Chordata; Lepidosauria; Squamata; Anolidae
Gene: phlda3
Product: pleckstrin homology like domain family A member 3
Exons: 3
Coding region: 147-827 (226 amino acids)
Biological process (GO): negative regulation of phosphatidylinositol 3-kinase/protein kinase B signal transduction; intrinsic apoptotic signaling pathway in response to DNA damage by p53 class mediator; positive regulation of apoptotic process
Cellular component (GO): plasma membrane
Molecular function (GO): phosphatidylinositol phosphate binding
Source: RefSeq, a predicted model, not a curated record
CGCUCGCCGUCCCUUGCCGGGCGUGAGCGGGGCUUGGCAGGCGAGGAGGCGGGCGCAAGCCGGAAAGGAAUGCGAGUGGGAAGGCAAGGAGGGAGGGCCGGCGCCCGGCAGCAGGGGCAGGAGCAACAGCAGGAGCAGCAGCGGGCAUGCCGAGGCCCAUCCCGCCGGGAGGGAGAGCCGGAGAGAGGCGAGGGCUGCCCUUCUUCCGACGGGGCGCACGCAACGGGGAGGGCGGGCUCUCCAACCCGGCUCUCCCUCGGCAGGCAGGCAGGCGGAGGGGAAGCGGCGGCGGAGAAGCGCCUGGCCGGCCUUUUCCCAUGGCGUCGGAGAAGGUGCUGCGGGAGGGGGUGCUGGAGAAGCGGAGCGGGGGGCUGCUGCAGCAGUGGAAGCGCAAGCGGUGCCUGCUGGGCGAGAAGGGGCUGCGGCUCUUCGGGGCCAGCCGGCGGGGCUCCACGCGCUGCAAGGAGCUGCCCUUCGCCCGCCUCAAGGCCCUCGAGUGCGUGGAGUGGAAGCAGCGGCGCGUCUACUUCACGCUGGUGACCGACGGCGGCGAGGAGAUCGACUUCCGAUGCCCCGAGGAGGAGCCCAGCUGGAAGGCCGACAUCGCCCUGGCCCUGGCGCGCUUCAAGAACCAGCAGGCCGUGCAGGCGGUGCGCGCCAGGCACAGCUGCCGCGCAGCCCUACAACAAGAGGCAGCCCCAAAUGGCCAGAUUCUCAUGAAUGGAUCAAAGGAGCCAGAUCCUAAUCUGAACAUGGAGAGAGUAGAAGAGCUGAUGACUGUGAGUUCACCUGCCAAUGGACAGAAGGCAAUUUCCACCUGCAACUGAAUGCAGAGCUGUUGGGUUUGUUCUGUGGUAUCGGUGCUGCAAACGAAAGUGAUUCCAGAAGCAUCCAACAAAACCUGGAUAGCAAGUUAUAGCAAGAAUGAACUGCCAAUUCUGAUUCCUUGGCAAGGCACUCACAAAGUCACCUAUCGAAGUGUUGUGGGCAGAUACAUAAACUGUCUGCACUCAGUAACCAAAUCCAUGAGCUUUGUGGACUAGGUUCGAGAGAGAAAUGCAGCAGGCACACCAUUUCUUGGCACAAUGCCUGAACCGUAAGUAACAGAUUCUUCCCUUGCAUUAUUCUUUGUCUUUUAGGGGUGAGUUUUCAUGGCCAAUAAGUUUGGUCAGAAUGCAUCUUAGAGUAAACAUCUGAAUUUUAUCCCAGGGAUCUCAUGUGUGGCAUCUUGCAGAGCUAGUUGUUAUACCUGCCACAGGGAUGCUGCUGAAAAUAGCAGUCCUAUAUUUGCAUCUUCUUCCUUUCCUCCCCCUUGUUUAGAUAGGGAAGUCAUUCAGCCCUCCAGAUAUUGCCAGCUCAGAUAGCCACUCAUUGUGAAGAAUACUGGAAAUUAUAAUGCAACAAUGUAUCUGGGGAUCCACAUUACAGUUGGCUAUCCACAUUUGCUAGUUUGACUUUUGUGGAUGUGGGUAAUAUUUGAUGAAAUGUUCACCCUAAGAAUCUCGAGCUUCUCCAGUGUAACUUGGUGGUCAACGUCUGCCAAAAGAUUUUUGGAGAAGUUGACCAUAGAGGUGUGCUGGAUGAUCUAGAGAUUCCCAGAGAGGUGUUCUCUCACAUAAAACAUACCGUGUUUCCCCAAAAAUAAGACACUGUCUUGUAUUAUUUUUUUUGUUCCCAAAGAUGUGCUAGGUCUUAUUUUCAGGGGAUGUCUUAUUUUUUCACGAUUCCUUUCUUGUACUCAAUGGCUCCCUCCUCCUCCGCCGAGGAAGGCUCGUGUGGCGUGAAGGAGAAGGAGGGAAAGGCACAUACCUUUCCCUCCUAUUUCGCGCUGCACACACCUUCCUUGGCGGCGGUGGCUCCAUCCUCCUAGGUCUUACUUUUGGGAAAUGUCUUAUAUUUGACAAUACAACAAAACCUCUACUAGGUCUUAUUUUCAGGGGAUGUCUUAUUUUCAGGGAAACACGGUAGUAAUGUUUCUAUUUGCUUUCUGUGUCAUUAACCCAAGUGAAUGUGGAGGGCUUACUGUAUUCCUGCCCCUGGUCUUGGGUCACAGGAGUGGAAAAGCUGUGCAUAUUAAUGGCAACUAACCUGUCUAAUGGUACAGUCUGGAGUUGUACUUCAAGCAACCUCUGAAGGAUCACAGGUGUCUCAUGGCUUGAUUCUUUAAAAUCUGCAACACUUAGAAUCCUCCAUCCAGCAGCAGCACCAUGUCUGCAUACAAUUUUAGAAGGACGCUCCUUCUACAUUAAUAAUGGCCUAUUUUCUCUGUUUCACCCUGGACAUGCUAACUAGGAAAUUUGGGAGUAGUAGUCACCAGAAAUAGUCAAUUUCCCAAGCUUUGAGAGUUUGUAAUGUGAAAAGGUUCUGUUAUAGGUGUGCUGAAGUGGAAAAUACUCCCAGACUGCAGAAAGUCCCUAAAUACCCUUUCUAUGACACUGCAUAUCAGUUAUCAAUAAUAUCCUGCAUAAUUGUAUGCCAACUAACAACAAAUUGCAUCAAAAAGUACUACUUAGCUAUGAAAUGUUGAAUUCAUUUAUCAUGGGAUGAGUACCUCAUAUCCUGAGAGUUUUUGGAGAUCAGACAGCAAUUUUCACAAAUGGAAAUUUUUAGGAGAAAAAUUUGAGAACAAAAUGGUUUCAGCUUUUGUCAUAAAUCUAUUGCACAAACCAACCACAAGAUGGCAGAGUGGAACCUAUGCUUUUCAAGGAGAGUGACAGAAUUUAGAACAGUGACUUUUUGAACUACAACUACCUAAAUUGUCCGACCUAGUCUGGGAGGGCAAUGCAAACAAAUAAUUUUUCUAAACUCUGUAAAGACACAGUUCUUACAUUUUUACCAUGGGAAUAUGUAAAAGUAAACAUAUUUUUCCACCCACUCUCCUGGAUAGAAGGCAGGCAGUCCAUAACCAACACUGUUGAAAUACUGGCAUCUCAGGUAUCAAAAACUCACCUGUGAUCCUACCUGUAGAUGUAAGGUCAUGUAGCCCAUAAUACAGAAUUCCUGAGAUUUGAGAUAAUUAUGCAUGCAAUAUUAAGACCAAUGUGGAAUAUGGGUGUGGU